AUGCUGGCGGCCCUGGCGGCUGGGUGUGUGGAGAUGGCGUUUGUGAUGAUGGACUGGAACUCUCUAGCCAAGGGUUUCUACCUCAACCUGGGGGCUCAGGACCUGACCCAGUCGGAGGAACGGCAUUGCAUGAAGUUGGAUAGAGAUGCCUUGCAAAGGCUGGCCCAGAGGGGAAAGCACAGCACCGGUCCUCAACAUCUCAUCCAGGCAGUCGCUGUCAACCAGUGUGGGAUAUCCAGCGUACAAGUGUGUGACUUUGUCUGUGACUGCUGGGAUUGUUCAGAUGAAAACCAGUGUGGUUAUCACAAGGUUUCACCUAUUCUGGAAAUCCCUUUCACUUGUGAUUUUGAAGGCAGCACCUGCGGCUGGAAAGAUGUGAGCACCUCAGCUUACAAAUGGAUCCCAGCACAGGCCACCAUCUCAACAGAGGGGACGGAGAUUCCUUUUGACCAUACUUUGGGCACGGAUAUGGGUUGGUACAUGACCACUUCGAAGGAGAGAGGGAAGCCUUCUCUCACAGCCAGGCUUGCAUCCCCACAGAUGAGAGAAGCAGCUGCAACAUGUGAGAUCCGAGCUUGGUAUCACCUGUGGGGACCGGGACUCAAUGAGACUCACCGGCCUAGUUUGACAAUGGAGCUGAUGCAUGCAAAUGGCACCGUGAUACUAUGGCAAAGUCCCCCGAGCAGUGCCCACGCCUGGCGCGAACUGGUUGCGUACACCGGCCGGGUUCCUGGGAUGUUUCAGAUAAUCUUCUCUUCAACUCAAGCCUUCUCUGAAACAGUGGUGGUGGCGCUGGAUGAUGUGGAGUUCAGAAAUUGUGGCCCCCCACAUCACAAGACCUGUGAAGUUGACUGCCAGCAAGGUGGAUGCGUAGGUUUGGACUGGGUAUGUGAUGGGACCGAAGACUGUAGAGAUGGCACAGAUGAAAAAGUCUGUGAUACUGUCAGCCUCUGUUCCUUUGAGACAGGAUGGUGUGACUGGGUGCCUGAGGACAACAAGACCCUUCACUGGGCAAGGAAUUCCACCCUCAACAUGGCCCAGCCUCCCACUUUCCCCACACGGGAUCACAGCACCAAUAGUCAAGAAGGUAACUUUGCUUUUGUCAGCAACAAUCCCCAGAACCCGGAAGGAGGGACAGCGUGGCUGAUCAGCCCCACUCUGGAAACAAAAGACAAAAAUCCCUGUACGCUGGUGCUGUACAUCUACCUGUACAACUCUGAUACCAACAGGCUAAAUAUCUACUAUCGAACAAAUUCAUCAAUGCAACUUGUCAAGAGUCGCUCUGGGGAACUUGGCAACUACUGGUUUCGGGAGCAAGUGGUUUUCAGUGUCCAGGAGACGUUCCAGAUUGUCAUUGAGGGGGUGAUUGGAACGGGACAACCUGGAAGCAUUGCGCUGGAUGAUUUGAUUCUGCCUCAGAAUUGCAUAAAGGAAGCACCAAGUUUUGUCCCUUUCACCCCUGAGCUGGAAACCCCCAGCCCCUGUUCCGUGGACCAGUUUUUGUGCGACAAUAAGAUAUGCAUCAGUGUGGAGCAGACUUGUGACUUUAAGGUGGACUGUGCUGAUAGCUCCGAUGAAGAACAUUGUGGAAUGACAGUGUUCUCCGAAGACACAAGAGGAUGGACGGAUGUCAGCGUGGGGCACCUCGAGUGGUCUGUGCAAAGAAAUAUCACAAGGGCAGAUUCUGUUGGAUACUCUUUUGGCCUGCAGGAAGCCCCGGGACAGAUGUUCUCACUGGCUAGAGCCAUCACACCUGCAUUGGGUCCCUCGGGGCUGGCCUGCGCUGUGGAGAUAGACUUUACCAUUGGGCCUCAAGGGUUCCUUGCACUUGGCGUUACAGACAAGAAUCUGAGAACUCGUCAGACACUAUGGAGUGCUUUGGGAAAUGGCACGACGGUGCAGGCACAGGUCACGGUGCCUCUUGGAGCUAAAGGCAGGCCCUUCCAGCUUGAGCUGUUGGGUCUGGAGAACCUCAAAGAGACCAAUAAUUCCCUUCUGGCCAUCAGGAAGAUUAAGUUUGCACAGUGUAACUCCAGCCAGGCGCUAUCUACAGGGAUGUCCUGUAACUUUGAGACAGACUGGUGCAACUGGUUCAUUGAACAGAGAGAUGGCUUUGAAUGGGAACGGCUUGAGGGUGCAGACCACACUACUGGCAAAGGCUAUUUUCUCUUGGUGGAUCCUUCCGUCCGCAGCUCUCUUGGUUUCCGCGCACGUCUGGCUUCUAACCCCCAAACCCUCCCUGCUGAAGGGCUGUGCCUUUCUUUCUGGUAUCGCAUGGAGGGCCCCCAAAUCGGGACUCUAAACCUGAAGGUGAAGCCUAGUGGAGAACCAGAGCAUAUCCUGUGGACCAGAACAGGGAGCCAUGGGGCUGUGUGGCACCGGGGAUUCUCCAACAUUUCCUCCCAGCCUGCUCAGAAUUAUCAGGUGAUCUUUGAAGUCCUCCGGGAUGGGUUCUUGGGUACAGUGGCUCUGGAUGAUAUCACAACGACACAUGGAGGCUGCAGUGCGCAAAAGCACUGCUCCUUUGAGACUAAUGACUGUGGGGUUUUGAGCAGUGGACAGCACCCAUGGAUACGGCAGACUGGCACAGAAGGACAAGGCCCUCUGACAGACCACACCCUGGGCACACCAAAAGGACACUACAUGAUCCUCAACUGUAGUGUGGAAACCCUGCCACUGGGGCAAAAGGCUACUUUACAGUCCUCACCUUUCCCACCUCUGCUUCACACCCAUUGUGUGAUGUUCUGGUACUACCUGAGCAUCAGUGAUCCAGGGUCCUUGACUGUGUAUGUGGAGCAGAGAGGCACACAAAGCAAGAUGCUGAGCAUCAGCACAAUGCAAGGGGAGGGCUGGCGCUUUAGUAACUUCAGUGUCCAGGUCCAAGAUGAAUGGCAGGUGGUGUUUGAAGUAAAAGGUGCUGGAGGAGGUCUCACCUCUUACACUGCUGUGGAUGAUCUUCAUGUGAUGGAAGGGGCCUGCCCUAAAUCAGGGUCUUGUGAUUUUGAGUCGGGCAUGUGCGGAUGGAGCAAACCCCAUGGAGACUGGUACAGCUGGGACUGGAAGGAAGGGGUCACGUCUCUGCGGUCCCCAUCCCCCAAGGAGGACCAUACCCUUGAGACUGAAGCAGGUCACUAUGCUUACGUUGACACUGGAGCGCUGGGGAUGGGCAGGAGUGCAGCUCGUCUGAUGAGCGAACACCUUCCAGCUACCACGGGCUCCUGCCUACAAUUCUAUUACCACAUGAAUUUCAUGGAGGAAAACUCCCAAGCACAGCUCGAGGUGAAACUCUUCAGCCUGCAAGGCGAAAGAACAGUGUGGAGUGCCACUGGACAUCAAGGCCGGACUUGGAUGAACCAAACGCUCUCUGUGUCGAGCCUCACCGAAUUCCAGAUUGUGCUGGAAGCCACAAGUGGAGCAUGGCCAACCUCGAGUACCAUUGCUGUAGAUGAUGUCUCAUAUACAGCUAGCUCCAACUGUAGUCCCAUCCAGAACAGGGAGCAGGAAAAAGGUAACAGCAAGACAUCAGUGGCAGGGUUGGCAGCUGGCAUAGUGUGUUCCAUUGUCCUGGUGGUGCUCGGAGCAAUCGGUGCCAGCUCUUGCAGGAAGAAGUGGAGAACACCGAGAGGCGGCAGAAUAGAGGAGAGUGCCAGCAUCCAGAGUUUUGACAACAUGACCUUUCGAGAGGAUGUGUUCAUCAUUCCACGGUUCCCGGAGGAUGAAGAAAUACAGUAGAAUGCUUUCUUCCUGCUGAGCAAGCGGAAUGAACAGAACUCUCUGGCUUGUGCUUGGUGACACAUUCUAUCCUUCUGGACAGCCCCCACCCCACCCAAUGUGGACCUCACCUUCCCUUUCCACCCAGCCUUCUGGGGCCCUAAUGCUUUGGAAAAAAAUGGAGUCUUCCUCUGGAGCAUUUCAGCCAAACACAACUUGGACUAGCUCAUAUUUUGGCCAAUACAAUUGUUUUUUUAGCUUCAGCAGCUGGGUUCAUUGUCAUGUUUGAAGGAAAUAAAGCACAGGUGUCAAUCUUGUGGCCCUCCACAUGUUAUGGACUACAGUUCCCAUCAUCCCCUGCCAGCAUGAUGCUGGCAGGGGAUGAUGGGAACUGUAGUCAGUAACAUCUGG
Sphaerodactylus townsendi is the source of this 4122-nucleotide messenger RNA. RefSeq names its product MAM domain containing 4 (gene MAMDC4). Gene Ontology annotation, molecular function: protein binding. Gene Ontology annotation, cellular component: membrane. Gene Ontology annotation, biological process: nervous system development. Lineage: Eukaryota; Metazoa; Chordata; Lepidosauria; Squamata; Sphaerodactylidae. The coding region runs from base 1 to 3732 and encodes 1243 amino acids. The record is from RefSeq and is a predicted model, not a curated record. The transcript has 30 exons.